Plasmodium relictum is the source of this 1527-nucleotide messenger RNA. RefSeq names its product StAR-related lipid transfer protein, putative. The record is from RefSeq and is a predicted model, not a curated record. NCBI's taxonomy places the organism in Eukaryota, Apicomplexa, Aconoidasida, Haemosporida, Plasmodiidae. The coding region runs from base 1 to 1527 and encodes 508 amino acids. The transcript has a single exon.
AUGAUUUUAAAAAAAAAAAAAUUCAUUAUAUUAAUACUUUUCCAUUUAUUUAAUGUAUGUUUUUAUUGUGAAGAAAAAAAAGAAUUUAUAAAAUUCUUUAAUGCAGAUUCUUCAGAAUUUUCAAAAAGAAAAUUAUUCUUUAAACCAUUUAUAGGACAAAAUGAAAUUUUUAGUAAAUUAUUUUUAAAAAAUAAUUCUAAUUAUUUAUUAGAUGAUGAGCUAAAAUUUUCUAAAAAUCCCAUAAUAAUAAAUGAAAGAAAUAGGAUAAAUUUUGGUAAUAUACAAUUAAAAAAAAAAAGUAUUUUUAGAAUUGUGAAAGAAUAUAAAGACAAUAUAUAUUCUUAUGUUCCGAUUGAUGAAAAGAAAAAAAAAGAAUUCAAUAGUUUAGAAAAAAUAAAUUCUUACAAAAAUAUAAGGUCUAGGAAUAUAUUUAAAAAUGAUAAACAACUAGAAUCAUUACAAUUAAAAAAUAAAAAUAAAGAAUGUGAUUUUUCUUUAAAAAAAGAAAAUAAUAAUAGCAAUGAUAUUAAUGAAAACAAGGUUCCUAGAUUUAAUGAAAUGAUAAAUAAAGAAAUGGUUGAUAAUUUUAAAGAUAUUUGUAAUAAGGUUUAUAAAAAGACUUUUGAUUUGAAAAAUAGUUUUAAAGUUCACAAUUCAAGUAUUUUAACUUUAUAUAAAAAUCUUUUAGAAAAUAAAGAUAAAAAAUAUGACUUACUUGGAUAUGGUGAAAUGAAGGAUGUAUCUGCAUAUGCUUUAAAUUAUUCGUUAAAUGAUAUUGAAAGUAUUAAAAAGUGGAAUAAAAAUAUUAAAAAAUUAAAUUAUUUAAACAUAAGUAAAGCUAUGUUGUUAAAAAAAAGAAAUAAUGCAGAAAUGCUAAAUAUUAAUAAAUACAUAGUAAAUAAUGAGAAUGAUCUAUCAAAUGAUAAAAAAAAUAUUCUUUAUUUGGUGAAUAGUCUACCUUGGCCAUUUAAAAGUCAUGAUGUUAUAUAUGAAGCUUACCAAAAUUAUGAUGAACAUCAAAACAUGUUUAUUAUUGUAAAUAAAUCAAUUAAUGAUAUAUUUAACCAAAAUGAAAAUUUUUCAAGAAUUAAAAAUUAUGAGAAUUUUUUUUGCAUAUACCCAAAAAGUAAGGAUUUUUUUGAAAAAGGUUUAGAUUAUGUUAUUUCAUUAUAUUACAAUGCUAGCAUACCCAAAAUUAUUCAAAAUAAUUUAUUUAGUCAUUUAUUUCCUUCUCUCAUUUAUAAUUUAUAUAACUAUUCGCAAAAAGAAACUAUUAAAAAAAAAGAUAUUAGUCAUGAAGACAAAAUGAAACUGUUAACACCUAAUGAUUUAAAAAAUUGCGAAAAAGAUAAUAAUAAAAAAAGAGAAAUAAAAGAUAAAAAAUAUAAUGAAAAAUUAGAUAUAAAAUCUAAUUAUUUUAAUACAAAAUCGUUCAAAUUUUUAUUCAUUGAUAAAGUAAACUCCAUGUGGAGAGCAAAGAAAAAAUUUUUAAAAAAAUUAUUUUUUUAUUUGUAUCAUUUAUUUUGA